Molecule: messenger RNA, 1099 nt
Organism: Zingiber officinale
Lineage: Eukaryota; Viridiplantae; Streptophyta; Magnoliopsida; Zingiberales; Zingiberaceae
Product: AP-1 complex subunit sigma-2-like
Exons: 7
Coding region: 431-913 (160 amino acids)
Biological process (GO): intracellular protein transport; vesicle-mediated transport
Cellular component (GO): intracellular membrane-bounded organelle; membrane coat; AP-1 adaptor complex
Molecular function (GO): clathrin-cargo adaptor activity
Source: RefSeq, a predicted model, not a curated record
UUUUCUUUAUCAUUAUAGUGAAAAUAAACUAAUGCACCUAUAACACGUCAUCACUUUUAUUAUAUUUACAUAUUAUAUAAAAUUAGGAUAUGUAAUAUGUUCAUUAAAUUAUAUACUAACUCUAUUUAUAUUUUACAUAUGUUUAUUAAGUUAUUAUAAAAUAUUUAUAUUAAAUCUAAAGUUAAAAUGUCAAUAAUUCAUGCUAAUUUAACAAAUAUCCCCUUUUGUUUUUUACUAUUUACAGAAGGUAGGUGGGGCGUUAUGUCACAUUUCGGCCGUCACCACGCCACAUAACCGAUAUAGUAAUGAACCAUUAUAAGCUACUCCUACCUGCAGGUUGCUUGGCGGUGUGGGGAUUCACCGUCGGAGUUCCAAUCUCGUCGCAAGGAGAGAGCAGAGGAAGCAACGGGAGCUGCGAUCCAGAUCCGAAAUGAUCCAUUUUGUAAUUCUACUUAGUCGACAAGGGAAAGUGAGAUUGACAAAAUGGUAUUCACCAUACCAGCAGAAGGAACGAGCCACAGUUAUCCGGGAGCUUAGUGGCCUUAUUCUUUCACGAGGACCAAAACUUUGCAAUUUUGUCGAGUGGAAGGGGUACAAAGUUGUAUAUCGAAGAUAUGCUAGCCUAUACUUCUGCAUGUGCAUCGAUCAAGACGACAACGAGCUGGAGAUCCUUGAGAUCAUUCAUCAUUUUGUCGAGAUAUUAGACCGUUACUUUGGCAGCGUCUGUGAACUCGAUCUGAUCUUCAAUUUCCACAAGGCAUACUACAUUUUGGAUGAGAUUCUAAUUGCCGGUGAGCUUCAAGAAUCAAGCAAGAAAACUGUUGCUCGACUUAUAGCUGCCCAGGACACAAUGGUCGAAACGGCAAAGGAAGAAGCUGGUUCAAUCAGCAAUAUGAUUUCACAAGCAAUGUGAUCAAGAUCGCCGAGUGCUGUUGUUUUUUCUACUCUUAGACACCUUUGUCAAUGCUUUCAUUCCAUGGUUCUGGUGAUCUACAGCAUUAUUCCUUUGACUUCUUCUAUCUCAUUCUAUGCAAAUAUUGCUAGUUCCAUCUGGAUUUAAAUUUACUUUAAAUUUUAGGUUCCGCAUUGCAAAAGCUUA